CUCAUGCUGCCAACGUAAGCAAUGAUUGCGAUAUAGCGAGCCUAGAUAGAAAACCUUCAAGACUUAAACAAAGGAUCGAAAAGUGCGACCAGUGAAAUUCACAUAGAUUUGGAGUUGAAUGUAAAAUUUGCGGGAAAACAAAAGCUUACAUUGCUGUCUUUUUCUCUGGAUUCCGGUCCCCGGUCAUAGCUGAGAUGUGCUUUUGCUUGCGGAACACCUGCUACAGCAUGUAAGAAGGUUAAUUGGGGUCACAGAGGAACCUGCCAGUAUACGUUAUUAACCAACAUGCUCUACGUCCUAUAUCACGGUCUCCAAAAUUUGGAUAGUGGUAGCCUUCCUGGUUGCUAUAAUUCGCACCAGAGGUUGGACAUGAAGGCUACCUACAAUCACAGCCUAUGCAAAAUUUUAAUAUUUUCGUGUCUCUUUUCGAUGUCUUUAACUUUAACGCCGCCACAGGAUGACGGAGAAAUGGCGUCCUCUUCGUCGUUUUACGGCGAUGUUUCAACGAUACAAUCCCGACAAAAAGACAAUAGCCGACAACAGAAGUUACACCAUAGAUCCCCAACUAAAGAUCAGGUUGCCGACCAGAACUUGAGGUACAUGCUGAAUUUGUAUAACAGAGCUGCUGAUACAGACGGUCAGCCCAGAGAACCCAGAAUAUUGGGGUUCAAUACCGUCAGACUGAUUCGGUCCACUUCAACACGAAAGCGGUUCUCAGCAUCGUCACCCGAUCAGCAGUACAGCUACAUGGUGCAGUAUGAGUUGAAAGCUCUUCCUCUGGAGAAGCUAGUAAGGGCAGCUUUCGUCCAUCUGCGCAGCACUGCGCUUUCUCGUGUGCCUUUGAGUUGUGGAGUCAACGUCUCAUCCCUGGGGCCAGCAGGUCAGAGAGUCUCCUCUGGAGGCCAGAUGGCCCUCAGGCCUCAUGACCAAUGGACUGAGAUGGACAUCACUCCCCUCAUCUCCUCACAGAGUGAGGGACGUCUGUCCCUGGCUGUCCAGUACCAAUGUGUGGAGGACAGGCUGGUGAAGAUCACCAUGUUGAGAAGGAGAGGUGGGAGGAGGACCCAUGGGAAGCCAGUCUCUUCCCAAACACAGCUGAGGGCUCCUGCCUUGCUCCUCUUCCUGGCGGAGGAGGCAGGGGACCCUAGGGUCUGGGCUGGCCCACUGGAAGCACGAGCCCCUUCUGUGCCACGGCCCCGCAGGUCCAAAGAACCUGGUAGCAUUGGUGCUGACAUCCCCAACUACAUACGUGAAAACGGUGUGGCUAAGAACCAGUGCAAGCUUCACCCCUACAGAGUGACCUUUCAGGACCUGGGCUGGGAUCACUGGAUCAUCGCCCCGCAUAAGUACAACCCCCGCUACUGCCGAGGAGACUGCCCGCGCAUCCUCCACUACGGGUACAACUCUCCCAACCAUGCCAUCGUGCAGAACUUCAUCCACGAGAUGGGUGUGGGGGAGGUGCCCCCGCCUGCUUGUGUACCUUACAAGUACAAGCCAAUCAGCGUCCUAAUGAUGGAGAAGAAUGGCAGCAUUGUAUACAAAGAGUAUGAGGACAUGAUCGCAGAGUCUUGCACUUGCCGAUAGGCUCGAGGACGAUGGGGCUCCGCCCCGCACAAAGCGAACUUACGCCCACGUGGCCCCUCAAUGUCUUGAGGUUGUGUGGCUCUGCUCCCAUCUCCCCCUACCUUUCUGAUCAUAGGGGGCGAGAUGUGGGAAUGUAUGAUGUUGACUCUCAGGGCCCCUAAAAUCUGGGCCCACACCUGUUUGUUUUAAUCUCACUGUAGCUCACUGUCUGUUUCCUGUCCUUUGGUUGGGCUGAGUUGACAUUUGCACAGCAGUGGUUUGUGUAAUUUAGGAAUCUGGGGGCACCCCCUUCCCGCUUCAAAGAGCAUUUCUGUAUGCAUGUCCACAUCACCUCCGGGAGUCCAGGGAUGAGGCAUUGGAUUGGAGAUACUUUUGGCUCGGUACCUUUGUACAGUAUUGGCACUUCUAGAGGCUUUCUAUGGUUAUAUCUGCCCUCUAAGAUUUUUAUAUGUGAAAAGGCUCCUCUGUUUCUUGUUUUGUUUUUGUUUUUUUUCCUUUUAAAAAAAAAAAAAUGAACCCAUGAGAUUAGGGAGCUGUUGGACAGGGACUGUUUGCCUCUAUCCAGAUCUAGGCCUAUACAUUUUUGCGCAUUUUCCGGCCAGAAGUGACCCUGUUAAAGCCUGGUAAAACGCAGAUGAGCACUCUCACCACCUGUCAGUUUCUGCUGAAUAUGAAGGGGCAUGUGCAAUGUGUGUUGAUGAAAGGAUCUUUGAUAUGAGUGUUUGGUAGUGACAGAGAUUGAAUAUUCUUAUUCAAAAUGUACAUUUUAUGAUGAAUAAUGAGAAAUAAAAUAAAAUGCAUAUUUUCUAAAA
Conger conger (European conger) is the source of this 2396-nucleotide messenger RNA. RefSeq names its product bone morphogenetic protein 15 (gene bmp15). Lineage: Eukaryota; Metazoa; Chordata; Actinopteri; Anguilliformes; Congridae. Gene Ontology annotation, cellular component: extracellular region. Gene Ontology annotation, biological process: SMAD protein signal transduction; BMP signaling pathway. Gene Ontology annotation, molecular function: growth factor activity; cytokine activity. The transcript is spliced from 2 exons. The record is from RefSeq and is a predicted model, not a curated record. Bases 286 to 1584 code for a protein of 432 amino acids.